AUGUCCGACACUGACAGCGUCAACUCGACCUCCAACAUUCCAGCUUCAUCGGCUUCCAGAAUGGACGAACAUUUGCAAGACCACAGAAACCAGGUGGAAACACUUCCUCCACCCGAGGAGUCAGCCCAGGAACUGCAGCAGCCCCAGGUACAGCAGCAACCCAGACCUCAAAUGUCUAAGACAAGAACAAACACAGAAUCGGCCCCACGAUUUCGCCGCAACUCUAGAUCUCGUUCCAUUUCGGAGAAUGCUGGUGAUGAAGCACCUGGCAUCCUUAUGAAUGUACGCAAGGCGCGUGCCAGAGCAGAGUUGGCACCAAUGAUGAAACUGAGAACCAACGAGAGUGGUGGGUCCGACAUGGGCCCUGGCCACCACAAACGUGAGAGACGCAUGCUGAGAUCGUCUUUAGAUCUGGAGGCUGACUCACAUGCGUCGAGAUCGUCCCAAGAGACGGAGGAAGAUGUGUGCUUCCCCAUGUUGAGAGAACAUGUUAGAAUCAAUGGCAUUGACUUCGACGAGAUUGAUGACUUCAUCAAUGAAGAGAGGGAUAACGAGGAGUUGAUGCGGCGCCAGACUGAGGCCGUGGCUCAGGAAAACAUUGCCCGGGUGAAAACCACCGGCAUGUCUAUUCAUACCGAAGCGAGCGCUCCCAGUAAGAACGCAAUGAAGUACACUCCCAAAAACAUCUUGAUGAAGUCGUUGACGAGGAUGAGAACGGGUGAAGUUGAUGCUGAAACUCAUUCCGCCAUUCCUCAUGAAAAGUUGACCUCUGACUCUUCGGAAGAAGAUUACAUCUAUGAAAAGCGUACCAUUAUGACCGACGGAGAUUCCUCGGACAAUGUGCGAUUCGGAGGUACGAGAAUUAAUGACGGUGACUUGAUUUUGCCAGACAGAUUUUCUUUCUUCCACUCGGACAACGAGGAGACUGUUCACGCUCCAGACCUUGCAUCACUUCUUCUUCCUGGCCAAAGCACACGCGAGCUUUUCAAGAAUGGGGAAGGUACGUGGUGGCUCGACUGUACUUGUCCUACUGAUUCUGAAAUGAAGACAUUGGCUAAAGCCUUUGGAAUCCACCCCUUGACCGCUGAAGAUAUUAGAAUGCAAGAAACUAGAGAGAAGGUUGAAUUGUUCAGAAACUAUUACUUCGUUUGUUUCCACACCUUCGAGCCUGACAAGGAAUCUGAGGACUACUUGGAACCCAUCAACGUAUACAUUGUGGUGUUUAGGGAAGGAGUCUUGACAUUCCAUUUUUCACCUAUUCUGCAUCCCGCCAAUGUGAGAAGAAGAGUGAGACAGUUGAGAGACUAUGUGGAUGUGAGCGCUGACUGGCUCUGUUACGCCAUGAUCGAUGACAUUACUGAUGGUUUCGCUCCUGUGAUCACAGCUAUCGAAUACGAGGCUGACGCUAUUGAAGACUCCGUGUUGGUGGCACGUCAAAUCAACUUUAGUUCGAUGUUGCGUAAGAUCGGUGAAUCUAGACGCAAAGUCAUGACUUUGAUGAGACUUCUCUCUAACAAGGCAGAUGUUAUUAAAAUGUUUGCCAAAAGAUGUCAAGAUGAAGCAUUCCAGCAGGGACCUCUGGUCACUGGAGCUUCCAGAGUUAACUUGUCGGGCUUGGGUUCCAGUUUUGCAGGCAAUACUUCCCCUCCUCCGUCUACUCAGGGAAUAAGCUUUGGCCCUGGGCCAGGUGCUCCUCCAGGACUCAUGACUGGAGGCCAAUUCCAAAUGACCGGCGAACGUGUUCAACCUCGUGCCGAUAUUGCAUUAUACUUGGGUGAUAUUCAGGAUCACGUGGUGACCAUGUUCCAGAACUUGUCUGCCUACGAAAAGAUCUUCAGUAGGUCCCAUGCCAACUAUUUGGCUCAGUUACAAGUAGAGUCUUUCAACUCCAACUUGACCGUCACAAAAAUCUUGGGUAACGUCACAUUGAUUGGUACAUUGUUCUUGCCCUUGAAUGUCAUUACAGGUUUGUUCGGAAUGAACGUGAAAAUCCCAGGCCAGGACGGUUCCAACUUGGGAUGGUUUUUCGGAAUCCUCGGUUUUAUGCUCUGCGCAGUAAUCGGGUUAUUCGUUGGAGUGAAGCUCUGGUUGAAACAUAUCGAGCGUCAUGAUGAUGAGGAAGAAAACUCCAAAAAAUCUAUUAAAAGCUUUUCUUUGAAGUAUAAAUCUAAGGAAGCAGCCAAGUCGAUUAUCAGUUUCCCCAAUCGGUACGAUUAG
This is a messenger RNA of Sungouiella intermedia, 2217 nucleotides long. Lineage: Eukaryota; Fungi; Ascomycota; Pichiomycetes; Serinales; Metschnikowiaceae. The record is from the annotation of a GenBank genome assembly.